AGGGAAACUAAAGGUCAGUUUCUCAUAGAUCACAUCUGCAACUACUACAGCUUGCUGGAAAAAGACUAUUUUGGCAUUCGAUACGUUGACCCUGAGAAGCAGAGGCACUGGCUUGAGCCCAACAAGUCCAUCUUCAAGCAAAUGAAAUCUCAUCCACCAUAUACCAUGUGCUUUAGAGUGAAAUUCUACCCACAUGAACCCUUGAAGAUUAAAGAAGAGCUCACCAGAUACCUCUUAUAUCUACAAAUAAAAAGGGACAUUUUCCAUGGCCGUUUGCUGUGUUCAUUCUCUGAUGCUGCAUACAUGGGUGCCUGUAUUGUCCAAGCUGAACUUGGUGAUUAUGAUCCUGAUGAACACCCAGAGAAUUACAUCAGCGACUUUAAGAUUUUUCCCAAGCAGUCACAAAAGCUCGAGAAGAAAAUAGCUGAAAUGCAUAAAAAUGAAUUCAGAGGUCAGAGCCCAGCUGUCGCUGAAUUUAACUUGCUCCUAAAAGCAUAUUCUUUGGAAACCUAUGGUGUUGAUCCUCACCCUUGCAAGGACUCAAUGGGGACGACUACAUUUUUAGGAUUCACAGCUGCAGGAUUUGUAGUUUUCCAGGGGAAUAAAAGAAUUCAUUUGUUAAAAUGGUGUGAUGUCUAUAAACUGAAAUUUGAAGGGAAGACUUUUUAUGUGUUUGGAGCUCAGAAAGAGAAAAAGGCUGUGCUCUCAUUCCAUACCUCUACACCAGCAGCCUGCAAGCAUCUUUGGAAAUGUGGGGUGGAGAACCAGGCUUUUUACAAGUAUGCAAAAUCCAGUCAGAUCAAGACCAUGUCCAGCAGCAAGAUAGUUUUUAAAGGCAGUAGAUUUCGAUAUAGUGGGAAAGUAGCCAAAGAGGUUGUGGAGGCAAGCUCUAAAAUCCAGAGGGAACCUCCUGAAGUUCACAGAACCAGCAUUACCCAGAGUCGCAGCUCUCCCUCGUUGAACAAGCAACUCAUAAUCAACAUGGAACCUCUGCAGCCCCUCCUUCCUUCUCCCUGCGAGGAGGAAGAGGUUCCUUUAGAAGAAGGUAUCCAACUGCCAAAGGAAGAUGAGAUUUCAGUACCGGUGACUUCAAUCUCCCCAGUUAAGGACACUGGGGAGAAUGUUGAUCUUGCCAUUGAACAGGAAGAGAAGAUGAAAGAAGAACCUUUAACCAUCUCAGAACUGGUAUACAAUCCUAGUGCUAGCUUGCUGCCCACCCCUGUUGAUGAUGAGAUUGACAUGCUCUUUGAUACCUGUCCAAGAGUAGAGAAUGAAAAAGAUGAUACAGAUUCAUUUGAGGAACUGGAAGCAGAUGAAAAUGCAUUUUUGAUUGCAGAGGAGGAAGAACUGAAAGAAGCUCGGAGAGCACUUAGGUGGAGCUAUGACUUUCUAAUGGGCAACAUAGAGGUGAAUGCUUUUGUGAAGAGUUUCUCCAGACUUCUCCUCGUGGGCCUUGGACUGUUGUUGUUUGUGUUCCCUCUUCUGCUUGUUCUCUUGGAGUCGGACCUUCAAAUCUCUUUUCUCCAUGAAAUCCGUCAGACACCGGAGUUUCAGCAGUUUCAUAUUGAAUAUUACUGCCCCCUUAGGCAGUGGGUGGCUUGCAAAAUAAACUUCAUUUGUGACAUGCUGGGAAGCUUUUAA
This is a messenger RNA of Nipponia nippon (crested ibis), 1641 nucleotides long. NCBI's taxonomy places the organism in Eukaryota, Metazoa, Chordata, Aves, Pelecaniformes, Threskiornithidae. The record is from RefSeq and is a predicted model, not a curated record.